GGGAUCAGCUGACCAAAGGUCUCAUCGCUCUCACCUCUACCUAGGGAGCUCCCCGCCCCGCUGUCAGGCCAGUCUCUGCAGUUGAGUCUGAACUGAACGUCAGGGGACCCCCGUCUGGGACCUCCCUUCUGCUUCACUGAGGAAAAACAUCAGGACCCUUUCAGCUGUCAACCACAGAGGCAUUUAUCUAAAGGGUCACUGGACGAAAGGUAUAGCACUGCAUAAUCCAACAUGGAGAAAAAUGUGACUCAGAUCUCACGUGAGGACCUGGAUGACCUCAGAGAAGCCUUCGACAAGAUCGAUAUUGAUAACAGUGGCUUCGUAAGUGAUUUUGAACUGCAGGACCUCUUUCGGGAAGCCAGGUUUUCUUUGCCAGGGUUUAAGGUACGGGAGAUCGUAGAGAAGUUCAUGGUUCAUGGAGACACCAACAAAGAUGAGAAGAUAAGCUUUGAUGAGUUUGUUGCGAUCUUCCAGGAACUAAAAAGCAAGGAGGUUAGGGAGACCUUCCGCAAAAUGGUUACUAGAAAAGAUGGGAUAUUUUCUUUUGGGGGCACAUCAGGAAUCUCCAGUGAGGGAACUCAACACUCAUACUCAGAUGAGGAGAAAGUGGCCUUUGUGAACUGGGUUAAUAAGUCUUUGGCAAAAGAUCCAGACUGCCAGCAUCUUGUCCCCAUGGACCCAGAAACUGACAGUCUGUUUAAGUCUGUCAAGGAUGGAAUACUCUUGUGCAAAAUGGUUAAUUUGUCCCAGCCUGACACAAUUGAUGAGAGAGUGAUAAACACGAAGAAAUUAACAACUUUUACUAUGAAUGAGAACCUGAUGCUAGCUCUUAACUCUGCCUCUGCCAUUGGCUGCACUGUAGUCAACAUUGAUCCUCUGGACCUGAAGGCUGGGAAGCCCCACCUGGUGUUGGGCCUCCUCUGGCAAGUCAUCAAGAUCGGGCUUUUCGCAGAUUUUGAGAUUUCCAGUAAUGAAGCACUCAUUUCUCUGCUGCUGGAGGGAGAGGAGCUGGACCACCUUUUGUCCAUGUCCCCAGAGGAGCUGCUUCUGCGCUGGGUCAACCACCACCUCAAUGCUGCUGGCUGGCAGCCCAUUCGCAACUUCAGUGAGGACAUCAAGGACUCCAGAGCUUAUUUCCACCUGCUCUAUCAGAUCUCUCCAAACGGAGAAAGAGACGAGAUGAGCAUUGACAUUGACAUGUCAGGAAUAAAUGAGCGAGAUGAUGAGAAGCGAGCUGAACUGAUGCUGAAACAGGCGGCCAGGAUGGAUGCCAGGCAGUUUGUCACUCCUCAAGAUGUGGUGGCUGGGAACCACAAGCUCAACAUGGCCUUCGUGGCUAACCUGUACAACCUCUACCCUGCUCUCAACAAGCCUGCCAGCAAUGGCAUAGACCUCACCUUACUCGAGGGAGAAUCCAGGGAAGAGCGCACAUUCCGGAACUGGAUGAACUCCUUAGGAGUGGCCCCAUACGUCAACCACUUGUACAGCGAUCUUGUGGAUGCCUUGAUCAUUAUCCAGUUAUACGAACGGAUUCAGGUCCCUGUGGACUGGAGGAAGGUCAACAGGCCCCCAUAUCCUGCUUUAGGUGCAAACAUGAAAAAGCUGGAGAAUUGUAAUUACGCUGUGGAACUGGGCAAAAGGGAAGCCAAGUUCUCUCUGGUGGGUGUUGGUGGGGAAAACAUCAAUGAGGGCAGUUCAAUGCACACUUUGGCUUUAGUGUGGCAGCUAAUGAGGAGAUACACAGUGAAGGUUUUGUCAGACCUUGGUGAUGGUGAGACAGUAAUAAAUGACCAGGUUAUCAUCAACUGGGUGAACACCACAUUAAGAGAAGGUGGCAUGGACACUUUCAUCAGCAGCUUCAAGGACAAAUCAAUCAGCACUAGUCUCCCAGUGAUAGAUCUGAUCACUACCAUCGCUCCCAACGCCACCAAAAACGAAAUGGUGAAGAGAGGCGACUUGAGCCCAGAGGACAAGCUGAACAAUGCAAAGUACGCCAUCUCCGUUGCCAGAAAGAUCGGCGCAAAGGUCUACGCCUUGCCUGACGACUUGGUGGAGGUGAAACCCAAAAUGGUGAUGACAGUGUUUGCCUGCCUGAUGGGCAGAGGAAUGAAGAAAGCCGACAGCUGAGGUGCUUCCAGAUGCUGAAACAACCAUUGCACCAUACUACUCCAUCUCUCUCUCCGACCCCCCCCCCACCCCAACACACACACACACACAACAAACCCCCAGUACUGUUUUAUUCACACUUUUCCAGUCACACUCCUCCUCUCUUUUCACAGCCUCCCUCUUUCUCUAUCCUCUCCGUACGUUCUCCUACUCACCAACUGUCCAUGCAAGCAUUACUAUAAUGGCUCCAUUACCUUCUUCUAUUGUCUGUAAUUUGUUAGAGAUCAUGGUAAUAAGAUGAUCCGGAGGCAUCUAAAAGACAAAUAAUGCAUGUCAUUUUUACGGGUUGUUUUGAAAAUUGCACAUAGCUUAAAAUUUGUGAAUGUUUGUAAAUGCUGUCUAUUUUAUUUCUAGUGACUACUUUAAAUAAAGUUAUCAAAUGAGGA
Molecule: messenger RNA, 2552 nt
Organism: Clupea harengus (Atlantic herring)
Lineage: Eukaryota; Metazoa; Chordata; Actinopteri; Clupeiformes; Clupeidae
Gene: pls1
Product: plastin 1 (I isoform)
Biological process (GO): actin filament bundle assembly; actin filament network formation
Cellular component (GO): actin filament bundle; cytoplasm; actin filament
Molecular function (GO): calcium ion binding; actin filament binding
Source: RefSeq, a predicted model, not a curated record